Stylophora pistillata is the source of this 2585-nucleotide messenger RNA. RefSeq names its product aplysianin-A. Lineage: Eukaryota; Metazoa; Cnidaria; Anthozoa; Scleractinia; Pocilloporidae. The record is from RefSeq and is a predicted model, not a curated record. Gene Ontology annotation, molecular function: oxidoreductase activity.
CCCGGAGUUUUUUCGGCUCCCUGUUAGCGGCUGGUCGCUGGUGUAAGACAAAGGGUGGGCUGGUCACGUGCAGUACAGAAGCACCGACACUUUUCGCUAGUACCGAUUUUUUUCGGUCUGACCUCGGUAUUACCGGUUUCUUAUAAUUAGUAACGGUAUCGGCCCAUCAUUCAUAAAGUAUUCACACGAUUUGUUGGAGUGUAUAGUCGCAUUUUUUCAGGCCACAUAGGUUUGACGUCGCCAUUUGGUCGAUUGUAUAUUUAGCUUUAGUACUUUUCACCACGACUUUCCAACAUGGAAAUUGAUAAGGAGUGCGGAGGAAUACGCAACUUUGAAGUUCAUGGAUACUUUGUGAGUCGAUUUAAGGCAUUUGUAGUUGCAAUUCUGUUUGUUUCGCUUUUCAUCACUGUGGUCGUGUUAGCUACAUUGCUGGUUAACGAACGGGGGAAAGGAGAUAUCACUCGAGCGACAGGUGAUCAAGCUGGAAAUCAAGAGCCCCACUUGAAACAAAUGACUUGUGAUGUAGUCGUGGUUGGAGGCGGUAUAUCAGGAUUGUACAUGGCGGAAACACUCAUGCGGUUGAAGAAAGAAAACAACGUAUGCUUGUUCGAGAAAGAUUCCAGAUUUGGUGGAAGGAACUACGACUUCAGGUUUCAACGAGCACCAAACAUCAGUAUUAAUCUGGGGUCCUGGCGUGUGGAUAGGAAAAACAAAAGAGUGAUGGAUUUAGCAAGACGCCUCAACAUCACCAUGUUGUUCAUUGGAAAUCUCACAGACGUUUUUUUUCAAGCAAGAGGUGUUAAUGCAUCCACCUUUCAAUCUCUGAAGGAAAAAGCUUUCCCGACGCUCAUGUCAGGGCCGUUUUCCAAUAUGACGUGGUUGGAUAUGUAUCUGUUCGCUUGGAAAAACAUGACAAAAGAAAAAGCACUCGAGUUUCCUUUUUACCGAGAAUUUAUGUGCGAAAGACUGGGAAGUGAAGGUUGCGAGCUAUUAUACACCAGAUACGUUGACAAGAGAGAUUUCUACGAAGAAAGUACAUUAUACAUAUACGAACACGAUAAAGCUGUCAGCAAUUUUUCAAACAAUUUCGUCAAACCAAGAGGCGGUAUAUCAGAUAUUACAACAGCACUAAAAACUUCUGCACAGCGCUUUGGUGCAAAGUUGGUUUUAAACGAGAGCGUAAAUGGUCUGGAAAGGAAGGAAGGGGGUUAUGCAGUUCAUACCGAUCGUUUCAAAGUGUCAGCCAAAAAACUAGUUAUUGCUCUUCCGACUCUUCCAUUUGAAUCCAUUACGGGAGAUGUAGCUGCGGAUGUCAAAAGUAAUGUAUUAUUUGGAUCCAUUCAGGGGGCAAACGCAUUCAAAGCAGUGGCCAUUUAUAGCUCUGCUUGGUGGGAAGAUUACCUUCCCAAUUUGAACCGAUCCGAGCCAAUCGUCGAAACAUUUUGGUCAGCAUCGACAUGCAUGGUGUUAGUGCCUUAUAAUGGACGAGGACCUCAGGGAGAAGCCGUUAUUCAACUGACAUAUGCCUGGUUGGGUUGCGCUGCAAAGUGGGGCAAGAUGUCCAAGCUGCCUAGAGCAGGCUUUGAGGUGGAGAUAAAGAAAGCUGUCCAAGAAGUGUUUCCAGAAAAAGAUGUACCAGAUCCAUUGGAUAUGGUGUUCAAAUUUUGGGACAGAGUCGCUUGGCAUGUGACAAAGGCAGGGUCCAACGUGAGCCGACACGAUGUGAAAAACUGGGCGAAACGUCCUUUCCCCGGAGAGGAAAUUUACUUGGUUGGGGAGGCGUAUUCAUUAGAAGAUGGAUGGAACGAAGGAGCUCUUUCGAGUGCGUACAGCGCCCUCGAGGAAGGAUGGGGAAUAUCAAAUCCUGGGGAAUAUUGAAAGAGGAGCCGACAUAGAGCCAGGUUAUCUUUUAAAAAAAUAAUUUUUGAUUUUCGGAAUCCUUCCUUUCUUUUUUUUUUAACCAUGAUCACAUGUCUGUGCGAAGUUUUGAAAUCCGAAAAUACUGUGGACCUUUAAUGCGACUUCAGUGUACGUCAGUAAAGAAAUGAGAGUAGGGUAGUCUGAGAUCAUAAAGGAAUGGACGUGACUGGUUAGACGUUCUGUGAAACAGCAUGAAAGGAGUAAAUGUUACUUUACCCAAUGAGUGAAUGUUAGUUAAGAUGAGCUUACAUCACCGCGGAAAAAAAUUCUACAGAUUGUAAAUUCUCUGAAAGCUGGAACUUCAGUGCAGAACUCUUGUCCUAAAUUGGAAAGUUAGAGUUGUAAAUUAAAGUAUGGAUUUUUGGGGAAAACCGUAUAAAUUGGAUAAAAAAGCUGUAAUAAAUAAUGAGAAUUCACAACAAACGUAAACAAACGUCCUGCUUUUACGUAAGGGACCUUUCUCUUGACAGUAUCGGUAACUUUUCGGAGCUAAGCUUUACUCUAAUUAUGAGUCUUAUUGGUGGCAGUUCAAUUGGUGACUGUACAAGCAACAGUUUAUUCCUGCUCCUUAAUUCGAAACAAAAGUUUAGUCAAUUACUUUGCCCCCUUGCUUGAUUAAAUGUAAGUUAUUGAUCAAAAUAAAAAAAAAAAUUGACAAGAAAAAA